AUGGAUUGGUUGGAUUUGGCUGCUAAGGAGACAGACAGCAGCAACCAGGAUAGCACAGCCGAGUUGUCGUCUUGGCGGAGGCAGGUCGCUGGACGAGAAAAGCGGCACAACACGGGACAGAGAAGAGGUAUCGAAUAUAUAGGUGUAAACAGGUAUGGGGUAGAGAGAAAUAAGAAGAGAAGAUGGAAGAUGAGGAUGGAGAUAGAGGAGAGAUGUGAAGGAGAAGAGAAUCGGAGAGAAGAAAAAGAAGAGGAGGGAGACAACGACGACGACGACGACGACGACGACGAGGAUGAGGAUGAGGAGGAGGAGGAGGAGGAGAAAGCGAAAGAAGAAGAAGAAAGGGAGGAGGAGGAGGUGAGGAUGAUGCAGACAGACAGACAAGACAGAAACACUGUAUUGCGAUUACAGUUGUUAUUACAGACCCUUAACGCGUAUGCCUGGCGUCGACCGGUGGUGGGUGUGGUGUGGCACGCCUCAUACAAUCCAAUUACAGUACAUAUAGUAUAA
Molecule: messenger RNA, 510 nt
Organism: Blastomyces dermatitidis ER-3
Lineage: Eukaryota; Fungi; Ascomycota; Eurotiomycetes; Onygenales; Ajellomycetaceae
Exons: 1
Coding region: 1-510 (169 amino acids)
Source: RefSeq, a predicted model, not a curated record